AAUAAAUUAAUUUAGGCAAGAGUGUGCACACUGUCCCAGUGAUAUAACCUCAAGAAGUGUAGUGCAGCGUUAAGUUAUUUUUUAUGAAUAAACUAUUAAACAUAGUGCACGCUGUGCCACGCCAAUUUGUGCGUGACUAUGCAUUCAAGUCGGAUCUGAAAAUCAAAUGGGUCCGACCCGAAAAGAUAUCAUGCAUCAAACCAGAGAAAAGCGGCGAUCUGGCAAAGCUGCCUCCGUUGAAUCCUAGUGAAAUAUUGCCGGACUACAAAGACUCCAAGGAGUUAGCAAAUGCCGAUGAUACUGUCAAAUCAAUGUUUAUGCUGGGUAACAAUCCGAAUCAUAUGACUACUCGCUAUUAUCGGGAUCAAAUGAUCAAGGAAGUGCAGCGGCAUGCACAGGACUAUGGCUCCAUGGAGGCUAAAUUGGCCAGGUUGACGGCACUCAUACGACGCUAUCAGUCACAUAUGGAGGUGCAUCCACGCGACAAGAUGAUCAAAGUGCGUCUAAAGGAGAUGAUCGACAAGCGAAAGAAGUUUCUGAAGUAUCUCAGACGCUGGGAUUAUCCACGUUUUGAAUGGAUUUUGGAGAAGCUGGACUUGGUAUAUAAGCCACCGCCAGCAAAGUUCCAUUGGAUAACGCGCAAAGAGUCGUUGCAGAAGCUAACCGACAGUUACUGCGAAAAUAUCAAGAAUGAGCGUCUGGAGGCUUAUCACAAAGAGCUCCAAGAGCAACAAAUACCCUUUUUAGAGGAAGCUAUCAAGAAAAUGAUAUUCGUUCGCCAGGAGCAGAUUGAUUGCGAUGUGCCGGUAACUGUAACGGAAGAGCAGAUCGAGGAGGCGAGAAAGGAGCUGGCACAGCUGCAAGAGACGCGCGAUGCAGCGGCUGCCGAGUCACGCAAACAAUCGGAUGAAACCUUCCAUUAAUUAAUUUACUUGCAAUAAAGUCGACUCGA
This is a messenger RNA of Drosophila hydei, 952 nucleotides long. RefSeq names its product 28S ribosomal protein S15, mitochondrial (gene bonsai). Gene Ontology annotation, molecular function: structural constituent of ribosome. The transcript has 3 exons. The coding region runs from base 84 to 923 and encodes 279 amino acids. The record is from RefSeq and is a predicted model, not a curated record. NCBI's taxonomy places the organism in Eukaryota, Metazoa, Arthropoda, Insecta, Diptera, Drosophilidae. Gene Ontology annotation, cellular component: ribosome. Gene Ontology annotation, biological process: translation.